Funneliformis mosseae is the source of this 612-nucleotide messenger RNA. NCBI's taxonomy places the organism in Eukaryota, Fungi, Glomeromycota, Glomeromycetes, Glomerales, Glomeraceae. The record is from the annotation of a GenBank genome assembly.
AUGGCUGCUUCAACAUUUUCUGACGUGAUCGUAUCUGAAGAUAUUAGAAAACGAUUUUUAAUCUCCUCAAUUGUUCUAGGAUUUACUCAUUUAACUUUCGAAAUUCGUCAGUUUAUUUAUGACCCUAUUAAAUGGAUUAUUGAUCCUUGGAACUAUUUAGAUCUUGGAGCAUUUUUAGUUCCUACCAUUACAUCUAUUUAUUGGUUAGUACUAGAAAAUGGAACCAUUGCACCAAAUUCAUCAUUUGUUCAAAAACCCGACAUGAAUACAAACAUGUUUACUGAUUACGGAACUUCAGUUUUAUCAAUGUAUUUAUAUCUCAUAGGCGAUCCGAAUGCUUUAUCCAACUGGGAAUAUAAGAAUAAUUCACAACUUACCAUACUAAUGGUAUUAUUCUCAUUAUUAAUUGCCGUGUAUCUUAUGAACUUGUUGAUCGGAUUGCUCAGUAAUGCUAUUGAGGAAGAUAAUAAUAGAGUUUCAUAUUAUCACGCCGAUGUUGAUGAGACUCGUAGGAAAAUUAAAGAACUAAUUAAAGAUGGUGAAUGGAAUUCCGAUAAAUUUUCUGAAAUGAAGCAAAAAUUAUUAAACAAGCUAAGGAUUCAGGAUAAGUAA